GGACUUUUCCAAAAUAAUACUUUUUCUUCACAGACACUCAAACUCACAUUCAAAUCACACCAAACCCCCUCCAAUUCCUUCCUUAUUCCAAUCUCAAUCCCACCGCUCCUCCUCCUCCUCCCUCCUCAUCCUCCCCAUAAAAUUCCUAAUCCCAAUCCACCCUCACCGCCACAAUCGCUCCAAACAAACAAUGAACAGGCCUCCCGCAGCCAGUGUGCAGAGUGCUGUGUCCCAGGCAAUGAGCCUGAUCCAAUCGUCGCCUCCGACUUGGCAGUCCGCCGUCCUCAGCAACGUCCUCAUAUUUCUGCUGGGUUUUCCAAUCCUGGUCUCCGGACUCUCUGCCUCUGGCAUUGGAGCUGCUUUCUUGCUCGGUACUCUCACUUGGCGCGCUUUUGGGUCUUCUGGGUUUCUCCUGGUGGCCACGUACUUCGUCAUUGGGACGGCAGUGACAAAGGUGAGAAUGAAACAGAAGGAGGCUGAGGGGGUAGCCGAGAAGAGGAAAGGACGGAGAGGCCCGGGCAGUGUCAUUGGAUCCAGUGCUGCUGGCUGUGUUUGUGCUUUCCUCACAAUACUUGGAGUAGGAGGAAGCGGAUAUUCUCGGCUUUGGCAACUAGGGUUUGUUGCCAGCUUCUGCACUAAGUUAAGUGAUACUGUCUCGAGUGAGAUAGGAAAGGCAUAUGGCAAAACCACGUACUUAGUUACAACAUUGAAGGUAGUCCCAAGGGGAACAGAGGGGGCUAUGAGUGUUGAGGGAACCUUUUCUGGACUUUUGGCCGCUAUCGUUCUUGCAUUUGUUGGUUGUGCCAUGGGUGAGAUAAGUGCACCUGAAGCAAUGAUAUGCGUAAUAGCUUCCCAAAUAGCUAAUCUUGGUGAGAGCAUUAUAGGUGCUGCUCUUCAAGAGAAGGAAGGAUUUCGAUGGCUCAACAACGAUGCUGUGAAUGUCAUAAACAUAUCGAUGGGCAGCAUUUUGGCAGUCUUGAUGCAGCAGGUUUUACUCCAGAACUGAAGUAUGUAAAUUGCCAAAUUCAUGAAGGUAGAAGAUGCUUCUCCGACGUGCCAACCAGCUAUGUUAACAAAAUCGAACAUGAUGCGUAUACUUUACACCGGUGACUGAAAAGACCGUUGCACUCUACGCGGGAGACAGAUUACAAGCAUGUUGCCUUGCUCGGAUGGCAGUAUUAACAAUUUAGUGAGAGACUGUUCAUACGAAGUUAUUCAGAAAAUUCUUUGGUUCGAAGCUCCCGUUCCCCAAAGAGAAAAAAAUUACCCACGAAACGUUUUGGUGAACUAUUUAUCGUCGAAAUGUAUAUGCAAUGGAAAUUAUUCUUGUAGUAGUCAGAAAUAGGAUUAUUUUGCUAUAUUCCAUCAAGAACAUCUUUUCUUAUUGAAAUGUAAUUUUUUGUCUUUUAAAAAAGGGGGAUAACUGGUGGCAAGCCACGGUUAUUCACCUUUUUUGGGGGCCGGGAAGACUUACAGAGG
Messenger RNA from Malus domestica (apple), 1479 nucleotides. Its product is annotated as protein VTE6, chloroplastic. The record is from RefSeq and is a predicted model, not a curated record. Gene Ontology annotation, cellular component: chloroplast inner membrane. Lineage: Eukaryota; Viridiplantae; Streptophyta; Magnoliopsida; Rosales; Rosaceae.